Hansenula ciferrii is the source of this 1437-nucleotide messenger RNA. RefSeq names its product ATP-dependent RNA helicase. NCBI's taxonomy places the organism in Eukaryota, Fungi, Ascomycota, Saccharomycetes, Phaffomycetales, Wickerhamomycetaceae. The coding region runs from base 1 to 1437 and encodes 478 amino acids. The transcript has 2 exons. The record is from RefSeq and is a predicted model, not a curated record.
AUGGUUAGUAGAAAAUAUCUUUGUGAUGCUAAAGUUACUACUGUGAAAUUAAAAGAUGCUGAUUUGGCGGAAGUUCAAACUACAAUUUCUGGUGGUGAUUAUGCCUUACCAAGUCUUGCUAGAGAAGUUAAUAAGAUUGAAAAUAACAAACUUGUUGUUGACACUUAUUUGAAUCUUGUUGAAACCCGAGGAAUAAAAUCUACUUUGGUAUUCGCUGUUGAUAUAAAACAUGUUGAAGAUCUAGCCAAGUUAUUUCAUGAUAGAGGAGUCAAAGUUGACUAUGUUACAGCUAGAACCAGUAGACAUUAUAGAGAACCAGCAGUUCAAAGAUUCAAAAAUGGUGAAACUAAUUUAUUGAUCAAUUGUGGUGUAUUCACAGAAGGGACUGAUAUCCCUAAUAUUGAUAGUAUUUUAAUGGUUCGUCCUACAAAAUCAAAAAAUCUAUUGGCACAAAUGAUUGGAAGAGGUUUAAGAAAACAUGAUGGUAAGGAUGUCUGUCAUAUUAUUGAUUUUGUUGGUAUAAAUAAUUCUGAUGUUAUUUCAUUACCUUCUUUGCAUAAUUUAAAAUAUAACUCUGAAAUAAUUGAUCAUUUUGCUGAUAAGAAAAAAAAAACACCAUCUUCAAAAAAUCCUGAAAUUUCUUUCAAUACAGUAAAGGAACCAAAUCACAAAACACUUCAUUAUGUUCCAGAAGCUUUUGAUCAAAAUAUACUUGAAUUUUCCACGUAUAAAAGUCUAAAUGAUUUUAGAAAUAAAGGAGCUGAUACUUGGACAAAUGAUUUAUUCUUAGUGAAAAACUCAUUAUACCCUUGGCUUAAAAUUGAUGAGGAUACUUGGAUAAUCUCAAAUCCUGAUUCAUCAUCAACUCCUAUUAACUCACAUAUAAAAUUACAAAGACAUAGAGAAGGGAUCAAAAGAGGAUUUUUGAAACAUGUUAGUAUUGAUAAAGUUUAUACAAGUAAAAAGGCAUUUGAAAGAAACUUUGACAAAAAAUCUCUAGUUUAUUCAUUAUCUUUACAUACUUUGAAAAACGCUGAACAUCCAAAAUUUAAGUUUGAUUUCCAAGGAUCUAAAGAUUCAAAACAAAGAAGGUUUAGAAGUAAUCUAGAUGAUUAUGAAAACUCUUUAUUAAUGCCAUUAUCAAGAGAUAUUGUGAUACCUUUAUCAUACGUUGAUAAAUUUGUCAAAGGAGUGAGUUCUGAUGAUUUUACUAAAAAUUCAAAAUGGAGAUCAUUACCAGCUUCUGAAUCAUCUAAAACUUUUUUACUUCAUUUAGUAAUUGAAAGUCAAAUUGCAAAGACAUCACCAGCUAAAUUAAUUCCAAUGAUGGGAAUGGUUCAAAGUUUAACAGAAGGUGAAGCCCAAGAACUUAUCUUGUCAUAUACGGCAUCUGGAGGUGUAUUAUUUGAGAAGUUGAUUAAAAAAAGCAUUAUAUAG